UAAAACCCUACUGAUCCUCACACAUAUAUUUAUCCUCAACACUAUUCAACGUCUGCUCUUCCCAUCGUUAUUCUCCUCAGCGCCAGAUGCCUCCUAAGCGUCUCGCCGAAAAUCCCCCACCUCCCUCUGACGAAGAGGGAGAGGAAGAAGAAGAAGAAGAAGGAAGCAGCUCCGACGAGGAAAACGACAACGUUGUAUAUGAGCAAAACGACAAAGAAGAAGAAAAAGACGAUGACGACGAAGAGGAAGAGGAGAAAUCAUCCUUGCUGAAGAAAUCAAUCGUCCCUGCAACUCCUCAAAAAUCCGACUCGGCUACUGACUCGGACUUGGAGUCAACUCAACCAUCCCCUUCUCCAUCCGCAUUCACCAUAAAGCUCCAUAAGCCCCCUCCAAGAUCGUUCAGAUCCUUGUCAAAGCGACCGUCCGAGCCCGAAACACCGGCCAGUAAUAAAAAGAGUAGAGGCGGCGGCGGCGAUGAUGGAGAGACCAAGAAUAAGGGUCCGAUUCAACGGCUGUGGAGCGAGGACGAUGAGAUAGCGAUCUUACAUGGGUUGAGUCAGUACAAGUUCGAAAAAGGCGCCGAUCCUUACGCCGAUAUGGGCGCCUUCCAUGACUUCAUUAAGAAGUCCCUCCAUGUCGAUGUGUCGAAGAAUCAGCUCAUAGACAAAAUCAGAAGGCUAAAGAAAAAGUACCAAAACAACCUUGAUAGAAGCGAAAAUGGCGAAGUCCCGGUUUUCUCUAAACUCCAUGAUAGUAAAUCCUUCGAGCUUUCGAAGAAAGUCUGGGAUGAAAAUGUAAACCAGAGUGGCAAAGCUAAUAACAACUCUGCCGCCACCGUUGCUGGCACCAGCACUGGCGUUACUUUGGCGUUGCCGAGUGGGAGGGGGCAUGAUCUAAGAGUUAGAAAGCCAUUCAAGGUUUUGAAUGAAGAAGAAAAUAACGGAGAAGAGAAGUUUGAAGAGAAAAGUGAGAUUUUAGAGGAGAAUUAUCCGUUUUUAAAGGAUUCAUUUGAAUUAUUAGGGCUAUCUGCGGGAUUAAAAAUAAUUUUGAAAGAGAAGUUGGGGUUGAUUGAGGACGGGAAGUUGAAAGAAUUGGAAGUGAAGUGGAAAAGAUUGAAAGAAGCUGAACUAGAGUUGUUUGUGCAGAGGAUGGAAUUGGUUCAUGAACAGGUUAAGUUAACAUUGGAUUUAAUCAAGUAAUUAAGAGAGGACUCUCUCUUUUGGAAGCAGUAAGCUCUGCCUCUGCCUCUGCCUCUGAUGUAUGUUUUGAUGGAUUCAGAGUCCAGAGCUUGUAGACUUGAUCUAGUUGCAUUGCUAGCCGGUGGGAUAUAUCAUCUCGGCCCAUAACUUUGAGCGUCUAGUUAAUUAAAGAUUCUUUCUUUAGUAAGUGUUAAUUGAGUCUAUCUAUUUUAAUUUUUGCUCACCCGAGGACAAAAAAGUGAAACUAGUGAAAUCCUAAAUUAUGUUAAUAAAAUAUGCCUUAUUUAUUUUUAGAACAA
Jatropha curcas is the source of this 1498-nucleotide messenger RNA. RefSeq names its product STOREKEEPER protein. Gene Ontology annotation, cellular component: nucleus. NCBI's taxonomy places the organism in Eukaryota, Viridiplantae, Streptophyta, Magnoliopsida, Malpighiales, Euphorbiaceae. The record is from RefSeq and is a predicted model, not a curated record. Gene Ontology annotation, biological process: regulation of DNA-templated transcription.